CAUGAAUAAUCUACAAUGUCUGAAUUACAACAUUGCUAAUCCACUUGACAAUUACAUCAUAGGUGAAUAAAUUAAUAUAUAUAGAGUAGUCCAUUGGCAAGGGAACCUUUGGUAAAGUUUAUAGAGGUCUUCAUAAACCAACUUAAUAAUUUGUAGCUAUUAAGAUUCUUGAGAAGAGCAGAAUUGAAUAAGCUGCAGAUUUCACAAGGAUAUAAAGAGAAAUUCAUAUACUUCGUAAACUUCGACAUCCAAAUAUUGUUUAAUUAUAUGAAAUACUUGAAUCAGAAACUAAAAUAUAUCUCAUCAUGGAGUUUAUAAGUGGAGGUGAACUAUUCCAACACAUAAUAAAACAUAAGAGACUUUCAGAGAGUGAAGCUGCUGCACUCUUUUCAUAAAUCAUUGAAGCUAUAGAAUAUUUACAUUCUCUUAAAGUUGCUCAUAGAGAUCUUAAACCUGAAAAUCUACUUCUAGAAAAAGACACUCUAAAAGUAGUUGAUUUUGGUUUAAGUAAUAUCUAUUCUGAUCUACUUUCCACUCCUUGUGGUUCUCCUUGCUAUGCUGCUCCAGAAAUGGUCUCAGGCAUCUAAUAUUCAGGUAUCAAGACCGAUAUUUGGGCUAGUGGCAUAAUCUUAUAUGCCAUGCUUUGUGGAUAUGUACCUUUUGAAGACUCAAACACAAGAAAACUUUAUGACAAAAUCAAAAAUUCAGAUUUCCAAAGGCCUUCUCAUCUGAGUCCUCAAGUCAUAGAUUUAUUAUAAGGUUUAUUAAAUAAGAAUCCUAUUAAUAGAUUGAGUAUUGCUAAAAUUAAAAUGCAUCCCUUUAUUAGGUAUUAUUAUUCUUUUUAUUUUUAAGCAAGCAUUCUUAUUCUGUUUAAAUUCAUCGCACUUUAGCUAUCAAUUCAAACAUUAUAAAAUAGUUAUAAACAAUUGGAAUUGAUAGUUAAAAAUGCAGAGAAAUGAUCAUCAAUAAUAAACACAAUCCUAUUACUACUACCUAUCAUCUUUUAAAUAAAUAUUCAAAGCCUGCUUAACAAAGCUAAAGAGUCAGAACUCAUUAGAGCAUUAAAUCAGUGGUCGAUAAACCAAGUAAUUCUAUUGAAAGAAGACCUAAUUCAAGCAUUUACCACAAUAAAACUAAAUCAUAUGAAAAUAAUUACAAUACUGCUAUGCAUAUGAAUCGUGCAUUUGAUAAUCGUAUAUCAGAAAGACCUAAAUCUACUGAAAGAAGAGUUUGCACAGAAAAUGACAGAUGGGAACGAAUCAAAACUUAAUAUGAGACCAAAGAAAAUUCUUAACGAAAAACUCAUAUAUUAAAACCAAGUAAAUCACCAGUUAUGUAUGCAGAGUAUAAAUUGAAAACAGCAAGAAUUAUGUGA
This is a messenger RNA of Paramecium sonneborni, 1375 nucleotides long. NCBI's taxonomy places the organism in Eukaryota, Ciliophora, Oligohymenophorea, Peniculida, Parameciidae. The record is from the annotation of a GenBank genome assembly.